Molecule: messenger RNA, 2100 nt
Organism: Triplophysa dalaica
Lineage: Eukaryota; Metazoa; Chordata; Actinopteri; Cypriniformes; Nemacheilidae
Gene: mars2
Product: methionyl-tRNA synthetase 2, mitochondrial
Exons: 3
Coding region: 31-1848 (605 amino acids)
Biological process (GO): methionyl-tRNA aminoacylation
Molecular function (GO): ATP binding; methionine-tRNA ligase activity
Source: RefSeq, a predicted model, not a curated record
UCCCGGACCGGCAGAGGCAGCUGUUUAAUAAUGAGGUCUGCGUGCUGUACUCUCACUACAAACAGAACUGUAGCAUUGAGGUUAUUCAAUUACUUAUUUCACAGACGACUGCCAGAUAUUUAUCCAUCAGAGUCCCAGAGGUCUCUGUGCCGUCGUCCGCUUUUGCAAUGCAUGUGCACGGAUUCACAGAGCUCUAAACUAUAUUACAUCACAACUCCCAUCUUCUAUGUCAAUGCAACUCCCCAUAUUGGCCAUGUGUAUUCAGCAGUGACUGCUGACUGUCUACACAGAUAUAAACUCUUAAAGGGAUAUGAUUCUAGAUUUGCCACAGGUACAGAUGAGCAUGGUCUUAAAAUCCAACAGGCAGCUGGCAUCGCUGGCAAAGACCCUCUGAGUUUCUGCACUGAGGUGUCAGAUAGUUUCAAAGAUGUUUUCCAAAGAUGUGGCAUUUCGUACACUGACUACAUUCGAACAACAGAACAAAGACAUCGUCGGGCUGUUGAACACUUCUGGACGGUUCUCCAUAGCAGGGGGUUCAUCUAUAAAGGCACUUAUGAAGGAUGGUAUUCCACUCCAGAUGAAAGCUUUCUCACACCAACUCAAGUCACUGACAGCACAGACUCAACGGGAAGCGAGAUCAAAAUAUCUACUGAGAGUGGCCACAAGGUGGAAUGGAUGAAGGAGGAGAACUACAUGUUCCGUCUAUCAGCAUUCCGCAGUGAACUGCUCCAGUGGUUCAGACUGAAUCCAAAAGUCAUCCAGCCUGUAAAGUUUCACCACUUGGUUCUUCAGUGGCUGGAGGACGACCUGCCCGACCUGUCUGUAUCUCGUCAGAAAAGCCGUCUUCAGUGGGGUAUCUCUGUGCCUGGAGAUCCAGAGCAAACCAUCUAUGUGUGGUUGGACGCUCUGGUGAACUACUUAACAGUUGUUAGCUUCCCGCAGAAUCACGCUCAGCGUUGGACAGCUGCGCAUCACGUCAUCGGUAAAGAUAUUCUUAAAUUUCACGCUAUAUAUUGGCCUGCGUUUCUUUUAGCUGCAGGGUUACCGCUGCCUCAGAAGAUAUACGUGCACUCUCACUGGACAGUAGAAGGAAAGAAAAUGUCUAAGAGCCUCGGCAACGUGGUUGACCCACGAGAAGCCAUGAAGAAGUUCACAGUGGACGGCCUGCGCUACUUUCUCCUGAGGCAAGGGGUUCCUGACUCAGACUGUGACUACUAUGAUGACAAAGUCAUUAAGAUGUGUAACAGUGAACUUGCAGAUGCCCUUGGUGGGCUUCUGAACCGUUGCACUGCUCUCUCACUUAACCCCAAGCAGGUGUAUCCACAGUUCUGCAACAUCUGUUUCCCAAAGGAAUCAACUGAGGGACUUGAAGGAAAAGCGGUCUGGGACGACUACAGAAUGCUUGAGGCCGUGUAUGCUCUUCCUGGUUUAGUUGAGCAACACUUUGAGCUUCUACAAGUGUAUAAAGCAUUGGAAGCCAUUACGGCAUGUGUGCGUCAGACUAAUGGAUUUAUCCAAAGACAUGCACCAUGGAAACUCGAUCAGAAUGAAAGCAAAGACAAGCGAUGGCUUCAUACUAUCCUUCAUGUGUCACUAGAAUGUCUUAAGAUAUACGGUAUACUCCUGCAACCUGUGGUGCCUGACCUAGCAGAUAAAAUUUUAUCUAGGUUGGGGGUGAAGACAGAAGAGAGGGACUGGGAUUCUCUUCGCUUCCUGGUGAAAUACGAAGGUAGAGACUGUACUUUGGAAGGACGAGCAUUGGGGCCUGAUUUGGGAAUACUGUUUAGUCGUCUUGACAGGAGCCAAGUGAUUUCUAAAAAGACAACACGACAGCAGUCGAAACCUUAAUAACCACUUCUGAGGUGUUGAUUUAAAGGGAUAGUUCAUCCAAAAAGGAAGAAUUGUAAUUUAUCUGGCCUCAUGUUGUUUAAAGCUGUAUGACCUUUUUCAGUGGAGCACAAAAGAUGAUAUUUUGAGAAAUGUCUCAAUGCUUUUGUGUCCAUACAAUGAAAGUCCGUGGAGCAACAGUUGUUUGGCUACCAACGUUCUUAAGAUAUCUCUUGUGUUCUGCAGAAGAACACAUACGUGUUUGGAAUGACA